GCAAAGCGUUUGGCGUGGUGAGCAUACGUAUAAACGAGUAGUCACGGACAGCGUUUUGGCAAGCAAUCAAGCGAGCAAGCAACCGACGUACUAGCUGUGAGGCAGGCAAACGCGCAAGUUCGUUGCUUAAGUCUUUCGUUCGUUUUCACUUUUCGCUUAACGGUGGUGUGUAGCUAGUGCCGGCAAUCAUUUGUGUACAUACAUACAUACAUACCUGUUAUAUGCUUGUACAUAUGUAUUCUAACGUUUUGCGAGUGUCGAAGCAGCAAACAGUUAAAGAUGUGCUGAUGAUACAUUCUUGUUAACACAACAAGACAAACCAGUGAGAUGUUUACGAUAUUAGCAUAAAUAAACUGUUGCCUUUGCGUAACGAAUGUGAUAUCCGUGAAGCAGUAACGAUUAUGCAUGGGUGUGUGUGUGUGUGCAAAUUCCAAUAACAGAGUAAUAAUGAUUUUACUAUCGCUGGCAUUAGGCACUAGCAGCGACAAAAACAAAAGCAAUAAAAAAUUAAUUGAAGAAAAAUAGUAAUUAAUGUAUUAAAAGCAACAAACAAAAACAAAAAAACGACAUAUUUUUGCUGGCUUGCGCCAUACUUGUACAUUUGUACAUUUAUUGCAAGGUACUCUGGUUAAACACAAAUCUACAACUGCAGUUGCCAACAAAUCCCAGAGUUUUGGCGCCACGCGCGGUACAGCUGCUGUACUUUCCUGUCAACAAUCAGCGCUCGGAAGCGUUUGGAAUGUGCUCACUCAACACGAGCGGGCAACUACAUAAAUACGAAUAAAUAUAACAAAAGCAACAACAACAAUAACGAAGAUAUCACAACGACACAUUGCAGCAACCGUGACGUACGACAACGAAAGUGAAAGGCAUUUGGUGAAAAGCAGCAGCAGCAGCAGCAGCAGCAGCUACAACACAAGAGGAAAAACAACACAAAUAGCAUACAAAACUUUUGGAAUGAUCAAAUAAUGGAGCGUUUUAUAAAAGCCAAUUUAUUUAUGAUUUGCUGUGUGGCGGCUGGUUUGCUAUUGAUUGUCUACUUGGGUGCCUUCUCCUGCGAAGUGUCCUGGAUACUGGAAGCGCACGGCAACUUGCCCAUCUCAUCCUACAUACUAUGCACGCAAUUUUUUAUAGUUUUUGUGGCAACAACAAUACUCAUACAUGGACUGGUCACCGGCUUACCAUGGGGUCUGUUCGCGUGGUCAGUGAUCAUAGGUCUACUUUCAAUACCGGAACUGAUAUUAGUUAUGAUUAUGACAACACAGCAUUGGGGCUUACAAUCGGUGCAUGGCCUUACUGAGUUGAUUUCAUACCUUGUACGACUGGUGAUAAAUUGCUUUGCGUUGAUUUGUGUGAUACCAACUGGUAUAAGGUGGCGCCGCGAGUCACAGGUGCUGACACAGCUGCAGGGUUUGGCCACACGCCUCCAAUUGCAGACACCGCCGCCAAGUGUGCCAAUAGUCAAGACCGAUUCGCGUCGUUCCAGUAAACGACGACAGAGCGGCGGCGCUUUCGAGAAUGCCGGCUAUGAGGUGAGCGAACCAACAACGAAGAUCAAUAUGUGCAGCCCGCAAGCGCAAGGCCUAAAUGCUGUGUACAACAACAAUCCGCUAUUUGGCUCUCAAAAUGAAUUCAAUGCUGCAACAUUCACACCACAAUACAUGCAACAGUUCAGUGGCCAUGGCGGUUAUGGAAACGGCGGUGUGCAAAUGCGCAACGGCCAUCGCGCGCAAUCAUUGAUGGAUUUGCGUUGCACACUUCCCGGCAUGUAUAAUCCACGCUACGUGCUCGAUACGGAGGACAAGAAUGGCAAAUACUUCAAUAUAACCAUCGACGAUCUGAAGCACAGCAUACAGGAUUCGAACAAACAUCAUCCGCCACCUUCGUUAAUAGGUUCGGUUAAUGAUCCAAUUUACUGCUCAAUCGAGCCAAAGCAACCAACACCGCCACAACAGCGGCACCGCUCACCGGAGAAGUUACCGCAAGCGACAACAACAACAAAGUUGACGCGCAAUUGCAUAUCGCUGGAGAAUUUGGAUGGCAUUGCGAAGGUGCAAAGCGAAUUGGCUGCGUAUGGGAAUAAUCUGUUGCAGAACUAUUCACAGCAACAGCAGUACUACUUGGCCAUGUUGAGCGGCUAUUUGAAUCCGGUGCACGGCAGCGGCAUCUAUCGACGGCCGUCGAGUGGUUCGGUUGUGGGUCCAUUUACGGGCACCGGGUUGGCGCAGCCACUGCCGCGCAGAAACUCUCAACAUUUGCAAUACUAUGGCGGCUUCGAUUAUGCGAACUACACGAAUCCCUACAUAACGGCGAACAGCAAAUUGUCGCUGGGCAAUGAUUCCGACGAUUAUCGCAAGUAUCGCGACGUGGCGCUGUAGAUGCAAAAAGUCGGGUGCAUAGAAAAUAGUUAUUAGGUUAUGUCGUCUUAAGGUGCUAGAGCAACAGUCAAUAAUGACUUUAGGUUAGGAAUUUAGAUUAAUUUUGAUGCGAAUAUUUUUAGGAAAUUGUUAUAGAAAUAAUAUAUGAAUAAGUACUGAUCGAGAUAAAUUGAAAUGCAAUUAAUUAUUUUAAAUGAAAUUUCAAAUAGAACUAAAAAAAUACACUAAAAUAAAAUAAUAG
This is a messenger RNA of Rhagoletis zephyria (snowberry fruit fly), 2619 nucleotides long. RefSeq names its product Reduction in Cnn dots 6 (gene Rcd6). The record is from RefSeq and is a predicted model, not a curated record. NCBI's taxonomy places the organism in Eukaryota, Metazoa, Arthropoda, Insecta, Diptera, Tephritidae.